This is a messenger RNA of Volvox carteri f. nagariensis, 1617 nucleotides long. RefSeq lists its product as uncharacterized. Bases 166 to 1617 code for a protein of 483 amino acids. The transcript has 13 exons. The record is from RefSeq and is a predicted model, not a curated record. Lineage: Eukaryota; Viridiplantae; Chlorophyta; Chlorophyceae; Chlamydomonadales; Volvocaceae.
CGCGCGUGGACUUUGUAAGCUGACGCAUCAGAGCCAUUACAUGAUUUUCAUCUUGGUUGACUGUAUGAGACAGCAAUACAAGCUCAAGAGGCGCUUCUUUAUUUCGAAAUUGUGGUGAGAUCAAGGAAAUAUAUCACUAGGGACGUCAGAAGCUUACUAUCAGCCAUGGCGCACUUGCACAUGGCACGCCUAGUAUGGUACAGUGUCUUCAGAGUAACUAUCUUUCAUCUAAUCUGCUCAGCCUUUGCUUCUGAGGAGCGCGUGAUUUCUGUGCACACGGGCAGCAGCAGUCGACUUUUGCAGGGGGCCACUACCCGUGGGCAAAUUGAUUUCCCUUAUUGCAGGUGUGAGACUUACAGCUGUCGCUGCUCGCCGUACGGUAUAACAUAUCUGGGUGCAUCGGAAGUUACUACGGCAGCGGCAGCUGCUGGCACGAAGCACUGCUUCGCGGUUGGGUACGUGGGUUGCGCUGCGGCGAACAACACCUGCUGCGAGGCUCUGAACCGCAACGUGUACAAGAUGUCCAUCGCGAUAGGCGCAGGAUGUACGAAGCCCGUCAUGAGUAGUGUGGAGGUCAAUAGCCGCAAGUGGCUGAGCUGGACUACGUCGGCCACCGAGCGGGGAACGGAUGCAAACGGUACGGUCGUAUUCGGGUACGACGUCCGUAUCUACAACAUGCAAUUCAACAUGACUACAUUCCCCGGGAGCACCGUCUGCAUAACCACCACGGAGCCCUGCUCCGGCAUCCAACAGCUGUGUGACAGCACCGCAGGGACCUGCAAGGUCGCAUUUUUCGACACCCACGACGCGUCGCGGUACUGCCCUGUCUGUCCGGUCUCAAUGCUUCAGCCACCACCAUCACCACUUUCACCCCAGCUCUUCGUGUGCGGCGCAUUCGAUAUGCCUGCUGACACCCCGGCCAUGGAGAACGUCAUUAGCGAGUUGACGUCGCGUUGGGUUGCUUCUGUAAUGGGAACACCUGCGGUUCCCGGAAUGGGCAACACUGCAGAAUGUCCGGUGGGACUAGAAGGCUACAAUUUCAUAGGGUGGGUUGAGACAGAUGAUGUGCGUUGCCCAGGGGCCUAUUCGGAGAAGAAAUGCGAUGAGCGUUUCAGGCCAUUCCCGCCAUCACCAUUGCCACCGUGGAUGCCGCCGUCGCGACCACCACCAUCCCUAGUUAAGACACAUAACUGCUCCCAGGCAACCGCUCAGACGCCUUUCUUCCUGAACAAGGUUGAGUCAAUUAUCACCACGGACGACAGGAGCGGCAGACAGCUAGUUGCCAUGUGUACAGCAAUCGGAGCGAAGGACUGCAACCUUACAUCCAGGUGCUGUGGUAUGGAUGCGGCCAAGGUCGAGGUCAUCAUGAAGCCCUCGUGCCAGGGCGCCCUCCGUAGCAUCACCGUCAACGGAAAGGAAAUUGCUUACAGCCGAAGCUUCUACCCGGACUUUACAUCGCUCAAGUUUGUGAAGCUGCCGACCACCCCUGAAGGCUUUUGCUACAAUGGACGGUGCCAGAUGCACCGGACACCAUUUUUGUUUUAUUUUGAGCGUGUCGCAUGCCAUGCAAGCAUCUUUUCGUCAAAUAACAAGUGCUGCCCGACCUAUCUGGUUUGA